Messenger RNA from Paramormyrops kingsleyae, 2712 nucleotides. NCBI's taxonomy places the organism in Eukaryota, Metazoa, Chordata, Actinopteri, Osteoglossiformes, Mormyridae. The record is from RefSeq and is a predicted model, not a curated record.
AUCUUGCAACGUAGACCCGACAGCGGACGCCCAUUUCCGGCACAGCCCCCGUCACAUACUUAAUCGCGAAAGAAUUUAUUUCACAGUAAACAGGACCAGCAACUUCAUUGCGUCGGAUUCAGCAGGCUCAGUUGGUGUCUACGUCUCCAGCCUAGAAUCUCACAGGCCGUAACAAUGUUUAAAGUCGUCACUCAGAACAUUGUAAAAGACCUGGAUCCAAGGGGUGAGCUGAAACCAGUUGUCAGUGUCAUCGACUCCAAAACAAUAGACGUGUUGACGGUGGUGAAGAUUGUGAAGACUUCAAGGCUGUUUUUUUUUAAUGUGCUGGAGUACCACCCUACACCAGUGAGUGUAGCGGAUUUAAUCUUGCCUGGUGAUACUGUGGAUUUUGGUAAAUCUGUUCAAAACAAUAUUGGUACAAUGAACGUGAAGGGCAAUGAGGAGGCCUCGGGGCGUUUUAUGAGCAAAUCAAACUUUGUCAAAGGGAGUGUCGAAGCCAGCUGUGAAAUGAAUCGCUCCAGUGAACUUUUUUCCAGACUGGAGAAUGUUUCGAUAGACUAUACCAAACUUUACAGAGCCAUGCAGACUAGCAAAUUUGAUGAUAGCCACUCAACGAUCAUGACCUUGAAGAAUAAUCCCAAAGUUGUAGGACUCGGCGUGAUCUUCAAUGUUCUCAGGGCCAAGAAUCCUUUGUACCUGAAGCAGAACAAUCGAGCUACAGGCAGUGGAAAGUUCUCCUUGCAAGAAAUUGCCACGGCAGAUAGCAGCCUUAAGGUAGAAAGUACGAAGACGCUGAAUGUGGACGCAGGUAGUGUGUUGGGGUUCAAACUGCAGAAGAUCCCCUUAGACUUCGUAAAAGACGACGAAUGGGUGAAAAGACACGUCUGGGACCAUGAUGGAGUGCGAGAAUUUACUGAAGAAUGCCUUGCUGGCACUGUAGGCUUCUCUCAACUGAAGCAGAAGGUGGAAAAUGCAUUUCAGAUUUUCAAGAACAUGGACCAUGAUGUGAAAAUGAUGAUCUGGAGUCCCUUGUGUAAAAUAUCGAGUUGUGCUCGGACUCUCCAUGUGCUGGAUCGCAUUCUUGAAGAAGGUUUCCUGUCUGCAGAGGACAGCUCAAUUCUAGACAGUGACGCCCCACAGUUCCUGUCAGAGCUGCGGCAACUUCUGAGUAUAGUGGAACUCAAUCUUGACAUACAGUGUGACCAUCCUUUUCUCGAGCCGCUCAAUCUGCUGGUGAGCUCCCUGAAUGAAAUAGAUGAGCAGGGCGUGACCCUGAUCAGUAGACAGGACCCAGAGGUCCGGAGGCAGGUGCUGAACACGGUUGAGCAGGUACUGGAAAAUGUCUUUGAGAAGACAGAAGGAGAAGCGUGGAGCAGACUUUUUGGGGGGAGCAAUGCGAACGAGGCCAAAACUGUGCUGCAAGCCUGCGGAGUUAUCCUGGAUGAGACAAAUCCAUAUCCAGCCCUGGGGAGUCCAGGGGUUCCUGACAUUACCCUCAUAUCACUCUACAUCGCUCUGAAAGGGCUGAGCCUGCUCUUAUUGCCAUAGGCGCCCUCUGCUGGACACUCACUGCCAUUAUUUUAAAUUUUCUUUGAACUUUGAGCGGCUAAUUACUAACAGGAUUUUGCACAUUUCGCUAAGCUAAAAAUUCUUUUAGCUAAAAAUUAUCAUCAUCCUUAAGAAUGUAUUUUUUGCUGUCUUUUUCAGUGCAUGCAUAUUUAAUCCUUACUAUGCAUGGGGUCAGGGGAGUAUAUUUUUCAAAUAUAUCAGCAUAGUCAAGUUUCAACGUAGACAUAGUGUAAGAUUUAAUAUUUAGAAUUUUGUGAUAAACGGAUGACUACAUUUUAUACUAAUAUUGCAUUGUAAAAUUUCUAGAUCUAUCCACCUUCCAUGUGCAUAUCCUGGAUAGGGUCUUGAGGUUUCCAGUGACCAUGUAUACAAAGGCUCUGUAAUCGAUCAUUAGACACAUGGUGGGGCUGUGGAGCUGACCCGUCACAUGAUGCUCGGGGGAAUUAGUGCUGGUCUACUAGCUUGUGCUGUCAGACCACUGCAGAUUAUUCAAAACACUGCAACAUGUCUGAUAUUCAUUCAGCCUAAAUGCUCUCAUGCCACACCUCUUGUCUCUUUUCACUGGCUCCCUUUUUGGUGCUGUCAUCAAGUUCAAGUCCUUGGCCUUCAGAUCAUUAAUGGACCUGCACCCAUCUCCAUCAAGGAGCUGCAUAAGACCUAUGUGCCCUAUUGCCCCCUUCGGUUAGCAAACCAAUGGCAUUAGGAGCUGCCUCCUCUCCCUCACUCCAGACGGGUCUCUUCUGUGGUUCCCUGAUGGUGGAAUGAGCUGCUAAACCACUUGCAGUCAUCAGACUCCCUUUCCACCUUCAGUAAACACCUCAAGACCCAUUUGGCCCAAUGCUAGUAGAGUAGUUCCCUGAAUGAUUUUGUUUUGUGUUCCAUUUUUGACCCUUGUAUAGUCUUAUUAGGUUCUUGCUUUGUUAGAAGAUUCUGCAGCUUCUGCUCCAACACUGCUUACACCUGUACCUGGACAUUCAUCGGAAGCUCAGCCUAGCUACACUUACAGUAUGCCGAUAGCAUGUAUAUUUGUAAUGUGCUGUUUCCUUCACUUGCAUGUUGCUUUGUGUAAAGUGUCUGCUAAAUAUGUUGAAUGUUAAUAUAAAGGGCUCCUCAACAUUAAAGGAACUGAAAUCACUGAAGUAA